This is a messenger RNA of Paracoccidioides lutzii Pb01, 3957 nucleotides long. RefSeq names its product thermotolerance protein. Gene Ontology annotation, cellular component: nucleus; U2 snRNP. Gene Ontology annotation, molecular function: U2 snRNA binding; protein binding. The coding region runs from base 1 to 3957 and encodes 1318 amino acids. The transcript is spliced from 5 exons. The record is from RefSeq and is a predicted model, not a curated record. Gene Ontology annotation, biological process: mRNA splicing, via spliceosome.
AUGUCCCUCCAGACGACAUACUUGACCGGUGGCAACUGGGCUACACGUCAAGUCAACAUUGGAGAUAUUAUGGCCAGCAAGCAAGGAACUUCAGGUGACGCUACUAGCAAGCCAUCAAGGGCAACCGUUCCAAUUACUGGGGUGCUUUCUCGGACCGUCAUACCCGGCCCUAUGAUCCAAAGAGUAUUACCUGCCCGUAUAAGGCAUCGCGACAAGCAUGAUAUCGUCUUUGUGGGCGAUGAUUUUAUCCAGGUCAAAGAACUCGUCGCUGGUGGCCACUUGGAAGACAUUGCUACUAAAGCAGAUUUUGAUACAAAGAUAUUAGAUGCUAAAGUCAUCGGGUCCAAUGGCGUCACUGCACUAGAUGCGGAAAAGGUACUGGGGGCGGAAUUGGGUGCAUCUGCUAGUAAAUUACUUGAUGAUUCCUGGCAUCGACAGAUUAUUGUUCUGGUUCUAGCUUCCAAGGAACUCCUGUUUCUUUACGGGACCGAAGGACCAUCGGGGAACCCGGAAUUCACCUUCGUCCGACGACCCUUACCAUCAGAUGUUAGCUCUCUCGAACAAUACGGCAGAUAUAUCGCGAUUGAUCCCAGCUCAAGAGCUAUGGCAAUUUCGGCAGCCUAUAAAUUCUUCGGAGUUUUCUCCUUGAAGCUCCCAUCAGUUAUCCGCUCAGAGAUGGAAGAAGGGCCAGUUAAUCCGAUUUGGGAAGAGCGCUUUUUUCGCGCUGAUGGUGACAUAGUGGCCAUAGAUUUUCUCUAUCCAGCUCCUGGAGAUGACGACAGGGUAGUGCUUGUGCUGCUCGUAAAUCAUCUAGCACAAACUCAUUUCGCAUGCUACACUUGGAGAGCUUCUGAAGGUGUUUCAAGGAUCGAGGCCAAGAGACUGAGGUCAAGGAUACCUGCAGAAUGUCGGGUUCCUUCUCUAUUCAUCCCGUUGACGUUUGCGACCUCGUUUCUCCUAGUCAUCCCAGCAGCAAUUUACGUCUUUGAAAUUAAGUUGGCCGACAAUACGGUGUUAACAAAACAAAAUUUGACAGACCCAUAUGGCAGGCAUCCCUUCAUAGCGUGGGUUCGACCUAGGAGGAAUAUUUCCCACCAUGAGAGAGAGGACAAUCUUUACCUAUGUCGCGAGAAUGGUGAGCUCAGUUACUUCACAAUAAAUAUAAGGAAUGCUGAAUGCAGCCGGAUAGAGUCCAUUGGCUGCAACGUCGAUAGAGGCUUUGCCAUCCUCGACUCGGGCUUUGAAGCCGGAGGUGAUAUCCUCAUAGUUGCAGGUUCCAUGGGCGAUGGUGGUCUAUUCGUUUUGGGUGCCAGGAAGAAUUCUCGAUGUCUUCAAAGGAUACCUAAUUGGGCUCCGGUUCUUGACUCCGUUCUCAUAGGGGAUCCAAGCUCACAGACUGUGGAAACCUUCCGAAAUGGAGAUCAAGCAGUGAGUUUUGCGAACGACCGUAUCUUUACAUGCUCGUGGAAUGGCUUGGAUCGAGGAUGGAUUACGGAAUUACGCCAUGGAAUUGAGGCCCGGGCUGGAUUAGUUGUGGAUCAGGAAGACUUCCCAAAUGUCUUGGAUAUAUGGGCCUUUCCCAACCCACAAGCCGAAGCAACGUUUUUCUUGUUCUCGAACCCAAUGUCAUCGUCGGUGAUGUCCAUUCCUCUUGAUGCUGACGAUGAACUGUAUAUGAUGGACGAGGAAGACACCGGUUUUGAUCUGGAUAGGCAAACCAUCGCUGCGGGAAGCUCUCGAGAAGGAGUGUUCUUUCAAAUCACGGAUUCGUCGUUGCACCUAUCUGUUCUUGGGGAUACAACGCUCCGUUACUCAACACAAUGCCAAAACCCGGAUGAGCGUAUUAUUGCUGCUACUGUCAAUGGUAGUUUGUCAUUAUUUGCAAUAGCUCUCAAAACAACAGCGGAUAUUCACGUUCACCUCCGGAAAGUGGCUAUCGAUGACAGCAGCCUCCAAUCUCUCGCUAUUGGGCAACCACUUCCCUUGUCUUGCGAGCCGGUUAGCAUGGCAAUAGAACAGAUAUAUUCACAAUGUGUUCUUUUCAUUGGGACAACUGAUGGGAAUAUUCUAGUCGCGCGGGUAGAUCCUGAGCAAGGUCUCGUGCCCGUACUUGAACAAAUGAUCCUCCUUCCCACGGGCAACGAUGAAUCAAAAGCCUGCGAAAGUCUCAUGGUUAUUAAAACGCCUCAGCGUGGUGGUCGAGUGAAGACAACAUUGUUUUGUGGACUUCGGAGUGGGGUCAUGGUUUCGUUCAAGGUACAGCUUGAUGCAAGUUCCGGAACCAUUGCGUUAGCUCAAAUAGAAGUCCGGAAGAUAGGCAAAACUUUUGUUCGAAUGUGCAGAUAUGAAUCGGACGCAACGUUUGCCAUUGUAACAUGCGGGCGUGGAUUAUGGAAACUAUCUCACGUUGAGGAUGAAGAUUCGGAAGAAUGUGUUCUUCACAAAAUAUGGAUUACGGACCAGAACAAUCUUGCCCGUACGCAACCUCACAUCGAUGUAUUUACCUGUAUCGAUACUCAGUAUGGAUCUACCCCAGGAGGACUUUGGGGUUCGUUAGUCUGUAUCAUGGGAAAUCAGAUGCUAUGCUGCGCUUUAGAAAAGAUGCCCAAAACAGUUACGAGGAAGAUUGCCAUCCCUGGCAUCCCAAAACGGAUAAUUUACUCGAAAUAUUUGAAAAGACUUGUUUUGGGAUACACCACUGUCGAAACAGAAAUGGCAGCAGAGUGCAUUAGGCGUUGGAGACGACCUCGCGUCGAUUUUAUCGACCCGGAUGGGGAAACAGCUUUACCAUCCUCUGCUACUUUAACAAAUGAGCCGGAUAGUGGUUCACCAGAUGCGGGGGCCCCGCCGUGGAGACCAACUGGUGGAUCCGGCGAAGAGAUCACAGGGCUCCUAGAUUGGUGUGUAAUAAACGGUAAAAUUAUGCAUCAUAUGAUUGUUGUCACGACGGCGCAGUCGCUCUCUCCCUUCCAUGGGCGGGUAGUGUAUAUCAUCGCUCGACCCAACGCGCAAAUUCCAAGCCAGAUCGACUCGACAGUGAAACACGUUUUUACCUAUGAUAGACCUGUCAGAUCGAUAGCACCGUUUAAGCCAAGUUCACUAGUACUCGGCGUGGGUCAGGAAGUCAUUUUCCAAACUCUGGAUCCAGUCGCGAAGACAUGGCGGAAACUGCCGAAGUACAUACUUGAAUCCGACGCUGUUGCCAUCAAUGUGCGCGAGCCAUUCAUAUACGUCCUAACGCUGAAGAAUUCACUUUGCAUUCUGAAGGUCACCGACACGGUCCUCACUCUGCACGGCCAAGACGGAUCCGACAGGGAGGGCCUUGACCUCGUGAGCCUGCAGGAUACCUCCGGCAUAACCAUGACAUCCAAUUUAGGCGGCGCCAUCGUCGGGCUAUCUGAAACCAGCCUCACGCGCGACGACAAACUGCUCCGAAAGGUCUUCACAGCACACAUGCCAUUGUCUGUCAUUCGCCUGUCCAGAAGUUCUCGACCACGAGCGGCGGCAGGGACAACACCAAAUAUUCCGGAAAUCGCUUACGGCACGACCAUCGACGGGACUGUGUAUAGGUUCAUGACCCUUUCCGAAAAUCAGUGGCGGCUUUUACGCUUUAUACAGAAUGUCUGCAUGCAGGAUACGUCCAUCUGUCCGCUUACUAAACGCAGCCGGAGAAAAUCCAUUGAUUUGCUGGAGGUUACGGUCUCGAAGCCUGAGUCGCUGCAUGUCAAUGGGGAUAUAUUGGGGAGGUUGACUGAGGGGGGGAUUGGGUUGUUGAGACGGGUUAUGGGGGGGAAGAGGAGAAAUGCGGGUGAUGAUGAGAAGAUGGUUGAGGAUUCCCGGGAGAGACUGAAACUGGAUAAGUUUUUGGAGCUUGCGGGUACAGUUGUGCCAAAUGCUGAGGAUCCGUUUGCGGCUGUUAUGGCGUGGAUGAGCCCAAUGGUGCAAGUCUUCCUGUGA